AUGGCUCAAGAUGUGGCCAGUAAUGGCACAGCAAAGCCGCAAUAUGAAAGGCGGUCGUCUCAACCUGAGAACCCGUUCGCUGCGUUGAUCCCGGACCAGCAAAUCGCCAUCAUCCCAGAAUUCACGCUGGAAUCUGGCGCAACUUUACGCAAUGUUCCGGUUGCUUAUACGACUCGGGGAAAGCUCUCGCCGACCGGCGACAAUGCAAUGGUCAUUUGUCAUGCACUGACAGGCAGCGCCGACGUCAGUGACUGGUGGGGACCAUUAUUGGGCGGUCCAGGUCAAGUAUUUGAUACAUCAAGGUUCUUCAUUGUCUGCAUGAACAGUCUGGGCAGCCCGUAUGGCUCGGCUAGCCCCGUCACGGCGAAAGACGGAGAUGCAGCCAAUGGCCGAUAUGGUCCCGAGUUUCCUCUCACCACCAUUCGCGACGAUGUUCAGCUACACAAAAUGCUGUUGGAUGAGCUUGGCGUCAAGCAAAUCGCGGCCGUGGUUGGAGGAUCUCUAGGAGGCAUGUUUGUCCUAGAAUGGGCAUACUUUGGCAAAGACUAUAUCCGGUGCAUCGUUCCCAUUGCCACCUCUAGCAGACACAGUGCGUGGGGGAUCAGCUGGGGGGAGGCGCAGAGACAAAGCAUUUAUGCGGACCCCAAGUACGAUGACGGAUAUUACGAAUUCGAGGAUCCACCAUCAACAGGUCUGGGUGCUGCGCGCAUGUCCGCCUUACUCACCUACCGCAGCCGCAACUCCUUCGAGGCUCGCUUUGGACGCAACAUACCUGAUGCUUCCAAAGUACAGACGAUUCGGGAACGGCCACGUCCGGCCACUCCUUCUGAAGCCCACUUCCACAUUCAUAAUGAUGGCCAUGUGGUAAAGCGCACCUCACGAUCUCGCAACAAUAGCGAGAGCAGUUCGAGACAGUCACCCAACGGCAGCAAUGGCAAGCAAGUCAUCGUCGACUCACCGGAUCCUCAGUUUUCGGGACCCAAGAAGGUGGUGAGCCUAACUGGUGGCGAAGAUCUACCAACGUCAAUGUACUUUUCCGCCCAAUCCUACCUGCGCUACCAGGGAAACAAGUUUGUGAAGCGAUUCGACAGCAACUGCUACAUUGCUAUGACGCGCAAACUUGACACGCAUGAUGUUUCGCGCAAUCGUGCGGACUCGAUUGCGGAGGCUCUCGCUUUGAUAGAGCAGCCGACUUUGGUGCUUGGCAUCGAGAGCGACGGACUAUUCACGUUUGCGGAGCAGCAGGAGAUUGCCGAGCAUGUCAAGGACGCUCGACUAGAGCGCAUCGAGAGCCCCGAAGGACACGAUGCGUUUUUGCUGCAGUUUGAGCAGGUAAAUCGCUACAUUCUGGCCUUUUUGAAAGAGAUUCUGCCAGAUAUUAUGAGCAAGGAUGGCGCCGUUGUUGAGGAGGAGGGUGUCGGCAAGAUUACCAAGUCAAGCACGUUUGGCGAGGCGGAGGUGGAGGAUAUUACAGCAUGGUAG
Akanthomyces muscarius is the source of this 1482-nucleotide messenger RNA. RefSeq lists its product as uncharacterized. Lineage: Eukaryota; Fungi; Ascomycota; Sordariomycetes; Hypocreales; Cordycipitaceae. The transcript has 3 exons. Gene Ontology annotation, molecular function: homoserine O-acetyltransferase activity. Gene Ontology annotation, biological process: L-homoserine metabolic process. Bases 1 to 1482 code for a protein of 493 amino acids. The record is from RefSeq and is a predicted model, not a curated record.